Messenger RNA from Peromyscus leucopus (white-footed mouse), 1943 nucleotides. It is a transcript of the gene Trim58, whose product is annotated as tripartite motif containing 58. Lineage: Eukaryota; Metazoa; Chordata; Mammalia; Rodentia; Cricetidae. Bases 158 to 1618 code for a protein of 486 amino acids. The record is from RefSeq and is a predicted model, not a curated record. Gene Ontology annotation, molecular function: protein binding; zinc ion binding. The transcript is spliced from 6 exons.
UUGUUGCUGUCACCAGGAGUGGUUGGUUCUUUUUGGCUGCUGGAUCUGGGCCAGCCCAGGAGAUAACACCCCCCAGGGCCUGCUCCCCUGCUUAUGGGUUUCCUUCCUUCUGUGCAGACCGCUAGGGCAAUAGGAGCUGCUGCCACCGGCCAGGGCCAUGGCCACCGCGCCGGGGGAGCGGCUGCGAGAAGAGGCUCGGUGCUCGGUGUGCCUGGACUUCCUGCAGGAGCCCAUCAGUGUGGAUUGCGGCCACAGCUUCUGCCUGCGGUGCAUCUCCGAGUUUUGCGAGAAGUCGGACAGCGCUCAGGGCGGCGUCUACGCCUGUCCCCAGUGCAGGAGUCCCUUCAGGCCCGCCAGCUUCAGGCCCAAUCGGCAGCUGGCCAGUCUGGUGGACAGCGUGAGGCAGCUGGGGUUGGGUACAGGACACCCCGGGACGCGCCAGUGCGCGCGGCACGGCGAGGACCUGAGCCGCUUCUGCGAGGAGGACCAGACGAUGAUAUGUUGGGUCUGUGACACUAGCCCCGAACACCGGAGCCACCACACUGAACCGCUGCAGGAGGCUGCCAGCCGCUACCAGAGGAUGCUCCAAGCCGCUUUGGAACUUGUGAGGAAGGAAAUGGAGGAGGCUCUGAUGCAGGAGACCAACGUCGGGAAGAAGACUGUCAUUUGGAAGGAGAAAGUGGAGACGCAGAGACAGCGCUUCAGGCUGGAGUUUGAGAAACACAGGGGUUUUCUGGCCCAGGAGGAACAGCUGCAGCUGAGGCGGCUUGAAGAGGAGGAGCGAGCAACCCUGCAGAGGCUGCGUGACUGUCGGAACAGGCUGGUCCAACAGAACAAGGCCCUGAAGGAGCUGGCUGAAGAGCUACAGGAGAGGAGCCAGCGGCCAGCCCUGGGGCUGCUGGAGGGAGUAAGAGGAGUCUUGACCCGAAGCAAAGCUGUCGCACGGCUGGAACCAGAGGCCAUCCCCUUGGAGCUGAAGACGGUGUGCCGCAUCCCCGGGAUGAGGGAGAUGCUGAAGAAAUUCCAAGUGGACGUGAAGCUGGAUCCCGCCACUGCGCACCCCAGCCUGCUCCUGACGGCCGACCUACGCAGUGUGCAGGACGCUGAGGUCUGGAGGGACGUCCCAAGUAACCCUGAACGCUUUGAUAUCUGGCCCUGCAUCCUGGGCCUGCAGGGCUUCUCCUCUGGAAGACACUACUGGGAAGUCAUCGUGGGGGAAAGGGCGGAGUGGGGGCUAGGGGUAUGCCAAGACUCACUGCCCAGAAAGGGGGAAACCACACCAUCUCCAGAGAACGGCGUCUGGGCCAUGUGGCUGCUGAGGGGAAGCGAGUACAUGGUCCUGGCCUCUCCCUCCGUGCCUGUGCUCCAAGAUGAGCGACCUCGUCGCAUCGGGAUCUUUCUGGACUACGAAGCAGGCGAAAUCUCCUUCUACAACAUCACAAACGGGUCUUACAUCUACACAUUCAGCCAUCUCUUCUCCGGCAUUCUCAGGCCCUACUUUUUUGUCUGUGACACGACCCCUCUUAUCUUACCACCCAUGGCAGAAGCAGGGCCUGGAAACUGGACCCCCAGGGGUCUCCUAGAUCUCGCUGCUGCUGUUAGAAGUGAGGAACACUGAAACCAUCCGGAAGUGCUGUGCUUCACAGGGGUCCUGGACGGAUGGGGAGCAUGGCUGUGCCCUGCUUCAAUAAGCCACACCAAUGCCAGCUCUGCAGGCCUGUUCUGUGGAAACCCUCCCAUGGGGGCUAAGGAGUGGAUCCCUGGUGGUUCACGUGCUGAGAAACCAUGUGCAGUGAAUGACUUCGAAAAGGCAGCAGGCUCAUCAAACUCCACUGCCAGAUGUCUCGUCUUCCCUUGGUACAUUUUCACAGUAAUAAGCUAGAAUUAAAUGAGAUUGUCCUUUCAUCCUCAACAUGCCGUAUAAUGGGAUGUAGAAGUAUCAA